Cebus imitator (Panamanian white-faced capuchin) is the source of this 4183-nucleotide messenger RNA. RefSeq names its product DEAD/H-box helicase 11 (gene DDX11). Gene Ontology annotation, molecular function: DNA binding; ATP binding; hydrolase activity, acting on acid anhydrides, in phosphorus-containing anhydrides. Gene Ontology annotation, cellular component: nucleus. NCBI's taxonomy places the organism in Eukaryota, Metazoa, Chordata, Mammalia, Primates, Cebidae. The transcript has 27 exons. The coding region runs from base 191 to 3244 and encodes 1017 amino acids. The record is from RefSeq and is a predicted model, not a curated record. Gene Ontology annotation, biological process: establishment of sister chromatid cohesion; nucleobase-containing compound metabolic process.
CCUGCGGUGGAACUGGGCAGUGCGCAGGAGUCGGCCUGAAAAGCGGCUUUGCGUGUGAGCCUUACAUUUGACCCAGCUGAGCUGAGGUUUUCAUCGAUUAUCUUAUUUAGAUAAGACAUUGCAACAAACAAGGAGACAUGAAGACUUUUUAUUUGGCAGUGAGAGCUGAAGCUGAAAGAUCCAGGGGCUGAUGAGGCCACGUGCAAGCAAAAGUUUGGGGUCCAUGGCUAAUGAAACGCAGAAGGUUGGUGGCAUCCAUUUUCCUUUUCCCUUCACGCCCUAUUCCAUCCAGAAAGACUUCAUGGCAGAGCUGUACCGGGUUUUGGAGGCUGGCAAGAUUGGGAUAUUUGAGAGUCCAACUGGCACUGGAAAGUCCUUAAGUCUUAUUUGUGGGGCCCUCUCCUGGCUCCGUGACUUUGAGCAGAAGAAGCGUGAAGAAGAGGCACGGCUCCUUGAAACUGGAACUGGCCCCUUACGUCAUGAGAAAGACGAAUCCCCAUGUCUGUCAUCUUCCUGCGAAGUGGCCUCAGGCACCCCGAGGCCUGCUGGAGAACCAGCCUGGGUGACUGAGUUUAUGCAGAAGAAAGAAGAGAGGGACCUGGUGGAACGACUAAAGGCGGAGCAGGCCAGGAGGAGGCAGCGAGAAGAACACCUGCAGCAGCUGCAGCACAGGGCACAGCUCAAGUAUGCAGCCAAGCGCCUGAGGCAGGAACAAGAAGAAACAGAGAAUCUCCUCCGCCUCAGCAGGGAGAUGCUGGAGACAGGCUCCGGGGCUGAGCGGCUGGAGCAGCUGGAGUCUGGGGAGGAGGAGCUGGUCCUUGCCGAAUACGAGAGUGACGAGGAGAAAAAAGCAGGGAGCAGAGUGGAUGAGGAUGAGGAUGACCUGGAGGAAGAACAUGUAACUAAGGUUUAUUACUGUAGUCGGACACACUCCCAGCUGGCCCAGUUUGUGCAUGAGGUGAAGAAGAGCCCCUUUGGCAAGGACGUCCGGCUGGUCUCCCUCGGCUCCCGGCAGAACCUUUGUGUAAACGAAGAUGUGAAAAGUCUAGGUUCUGCGCAGCUUAUCAACGACCGCUGCGUGGACAUGCAGAGAAGCAGGCACGAGAAGAAGAAAGGAGCUGAGGAGGAGAAGCCAAAGAGAAGGAGGCAGGAGAAGCAGGCUGCCUGCCCCUUCUACAACCACGAGCAGAUGGACUUCCUCCGGGAUGAGGCCCUGGCAGAGGUGAAGGACAUUGAGCAGCUGCUGGCCCUUGGGAAGGAGGCCCGGGCCUGUCCCUAUUAUGGAAGCCGCCUUGCCAUCCCUGCAGCCCAGCUGGUGGUGCUGCCCUAUCAGAUGCUGCUGCAUGCAGCCACUCGACAGGCUGCGGGCAUCCAGCUGCAGGACCAGGUGGUGAUCAUCGACGAGGCACACAAUCUGAUCGACACCAUCACAGGCAUGCACAGCGUGGAGGUCAGCGGCUCCCAGCUCUGCCAGGCCCAUUCCCAGCUGCUGCAGUACAUGGAGAGAUACAGGAAGCGUUUGAAGGCCAAGAACCUGAUGUACCUGAAACAGAUCCUGUAUUUGCUGGAGAAAUUUGUGGCCAUGCUGGGAGGGAACAUUAAGCAAAACCCCAAUACACAGAGCCUCUCACAGACAGGGACGGAGCUGAAGACCAUCAACGACUUCCUCUUCCAGAGCCAGAUCGACAACAUCAACCUGUUCAAGGUGCAGCGGUACUGUGAGAAGAGCAUGGUCAGCAGAAAGCUCUUUGGCUUCACGGAACGGCACGGAGCAGUGCUGUCAUCUCGGGAGCAGCCCAGAUUGGCUGGGUUUCAGCAGUUCCUACAGAGCCUGCAGCCCAAGGCAACUGAAGCCCCUGCAGAUGAGAGUCAGGCCAGCGCCCCGCGACCAGCUUCCCCACUGAUGCAUAUCGAAGGCUUCUUGGCAGCUCUCACUACGGCCAACCAAGAUGGCAGGGUCAUCCUGAGCCGCCAGGGCAGCCUCAGUCAGAGCAGCCUUAAGUUCUUGCUCCUGAAUCCAGCUGUGCACUUUGCGCAGGUGGUGAAGGAAUGCCGGGCAGUGGUCAUUGCAGGGGGCACCAUGCAGCCGGUGUCUGACUUCCGACAGCAGCUGCUGGCCUGUGCCGGGGUGGAACCUGAGCGCGUGGUGGAGUUUUCCUGUGGUCACGUGAUCCCUCCGGACAACAUCCUGCCCCUUGUCAUCUGCAGCGGGAUCUCCAACCAGCCACUGGAAUUUACAUUCCAGAAAAGAGAGCUGCCCCAGAUGAUGGACGAGGCGGGUCGCAUCCUCUGUAACCUGUGUGGUGUGGUUCCUGGAGGGGUGGUAUGUUUCUUCCCCUCCUACGAGUACCUACGCCAGGUCCACACCCACUGGGAGAAGGGUGGUCUGCUGGACCGCCUGGCAGCCAGGAAAAAGAUAUUCCAGGAGCCUAAGAGCACACACCAGGUGGAGCAGGUGCUGCUGGCCUAUUCCAGGUGCAUUCAGGGCUGUGGUCAGGAGAGAGGCCGGGUGACAGGGGCGCUGCUCCUCUCUGUGGUUGGAGGAAAGAUGAGUGAAGGGAUCAACUUCUCUGACAAUCUAGGCCGGUGUGUAGUGAUGGUGGGCAUGCCCUUCCCCAACAUCAGGUCUCCAGAGCUGCAGGAGAAGAUGGCCUACUUGGAUCAGACCCUUCCCAGAGCCCCAGGCCAGGCGCCCCCAGGGAAGGCUCUGGUGGAGAACCUGUGCAUGAAGGCCGUCAACCAGUCCAUAGGCAGAGCCAUCAGGCACCAGAGGGAUUUUGCCAGCAUAGUGCUCCUGGACCAGCGAUACGCCCGGCCCCCUGUCCUGGCCAAGCUGCCGGCCUGGAUCCGAGCCCGCGUGGAGGUCAAAGCUGCCUUUGGCCCUGCCAUUGCUGCCGUGCAGAAGGUCAGUCCUGCCUUUUCCUUUCCCAAGAGCCUUCCUUUGCCGAGAUCACAUUUCUCACUGCCCUCUGUCUGCCUAGUUUCACCGGGAGAAGGCAGCCUCUUCCUGACGGGCACCACACCACUGCCUGGCGCUGUGCCCUUCCUUUGCCCGCCUGCUGGAGACGGUGUUUGUCAUGGGCCUGGUCUGCAGGGAUCCUGCUACAAAGGUGAAAGCCAGGAGAAAGGGUGGAGUCCAGAGUGCUGCCAGGACCCAGGCGCAGGCAUUAGCUCCCACCAGAGAAAAUGGGGCAAUCCCGAAGAAACAGUGGGUCCUGGCUGUCCUGGGGGCCUUCCAGGGUAGCUCCCUCCAGGAAUAGAAUCUUUCUUUCCAUCCUGCAUGGCCGAGAGGCAGGCUUCCUGCCUGGUCUCUGCAGGAGACUGUGGCAACUGUGUGGCCUUCACUGGGGCACCUCUGUCCUGCCUACCUUCUUAGAGGUGAGAUGGAGCAGGCCCGUCUGCCUCUGCCCUUUCCAGCCAAAGUUAGCUCCCCUGGACAGCUCACUCUCUGGGCUCAAUUUAAAAUGAUCCCAUGGCCACAGGGCUUCUGCCCAGGGGCUUGUCACCUUCCCCAUCUUCCUGAGUUACUCUUGUGUGUGGUGGGUGGGAGUGGUGUCACCCCCAGGGCUGAUACAGCCGGGCCUUCCCGGCUGUGCUGGCAUCUCCUGGCCCCUCCAGAGGCUGGGAUGCCCCCACCAUACCUUUUUGAUCUCCCUGUGGUGUUAUCUGGACCCCUGCUGCUGGAUUUGGCCAUGAAGCCUCCUGGUCUGGAUCCAAAGCCUGGCAGUGUCUUUUCCAAGGGAAAAGACCUAUAGCCCUGCUCCUAACCGGCCCCACAGCCCUGCCUGGAUUUGUUAUCUCCCUGGCUUGGCGCCAGUUCCUCCAAGUCAGUAGCCCCUCCCUCCCUCUCAACCACUGGAGCAAACUCCAAGACACCUACCCCGACACCGGGAAUGAUGCCAAGGGCCAUUGGGCUCUCAGCAUGCCUAUUUCUAGAGACCUCAUGUUGUCACUGAGACCUUUUUUCCUGUGGGAAAAUGUCCCUCCCACCUGCAACAGCUGCCCCUGCUGACCACUUGUCUUUUGCAUCUGACCCCAGAGAGAGGGGCCUUGGUCUGCUGGGAUCUUCUGCCCCCAUUGCCUAGAGACAAACAGGGGCAAGAGGGAAGUCACUGAUCCCAGGUGUUUGCAUCCUGCAUAGUUACAGGUCCUUAAUUAAAAGUGCACUGUUGGUUUCUGCUCA